AUGCCUCCGCUGCCCUCCGCACUCGACGAGGAGACGAAGAACCUCAUUGCCUCGCUGGAACGACGGCACAAGGACCUUGCAGACUUCCAGAUACCCCGCCUACGAAACUGCACAGGGCCGCUCACGCUGCAGCAACAGUACGCUGCGGAGCUCCGGGACGACUUGGACAUGUUCGCGCGACAACUAGAGACUCUGGAUGUCGCAGUGGAGGACCAGAGGACGGAACGCGCGAGGAGAGAGCUGAGGCAAGUCGUAGAUGAGCUCCAGGCUGUAUUGACCAGACUACGAAAGGAUAUGCGCGCCGCUGUGUUGGCGUCGAAGCGCGCCAUUGAUGCGCAACAGAGCUCUCGCCGAGAAGAGCUAUUACGCUCCUCCGUGGUGAAGGAGAAGCAGACCUUGAACGAGAAAGUAACCGAGGACGCAGUGAUGAAAGCGACUAACGAUGUCACCGAAGCCCUUCAACGAACCCUCGGCCUCAUGCAAGGCGAGCUAGAACGCUCAGUCCUCUCUACCCAGCUCCUUGAAUCCUCUACCGCAAACCUGAAGUCCACUUCCACCACGCAUGACGUUCUCGACUCCCUCAUGACCACCUCGAAGCACCUCAUCACCGCGCUCGAGAAGUCGGACUGGAUGGACCGCAUGCUCAUCUUCGCCGGCCUCGCCUUUUUCGUUAUCGUCGUGCUCUUCAUCAUCAAGCAGCGUCUCGUUGACCGCGGCCUCCGCGUCGCGCUGUUCUGGACGCGCUUUGUCCCCGACUUCAGCGGGGAUGAGGCGCUCCUCGCAGCAGAAAAGGGCGAGGUGCCAGCAUCGCUGUCUUUGGCUGCUAGUAGCGUUGUGUCAGCGACGGUCUUAACGGUAGUGGCUACAGCGUCGACUGUGCUGCUUGCGAGUUCCGCAUCGUCCUUGGAGGGCGAAGUCCUGGGAAGCAUCACGUCAGGUGUCCCUACCGAGACAGUUACUUCCGUUCACUUAGAUCCCUCACUACCAGAAGGCGCGUAUACCACGACUUCGUCAAGCGGCGCAGAGCGCACAGGGUCAGGGACAGUGCCACACGACGAGCUGUAA
Molecule: messenger RNA, 1065 nt
Organism: Dichomitus squalens LYAD-421 SS1
Lineage: Eukaryota; Fungi; Basidiomycota; Agaricomycetes; Polyporales; Polyporaceae
Product: Sec20-domain-containing protein
Exons: 5
Coding region: 1-1065 (354 amino acids)
Biological process (GO): retrograde vesicle-mediated transport, Golgi to endoplasmic reticulum
Cellular component (GO): endoplasmic reticulum; SNARE complex
Molecular function (GO): SNAP receptor activity
Source: RefSeq, a predicted model, not a curated record